AUGUCCAACAUCAACACCGCCACAGCUCCAAUGGAGAAGGACGAUCUCAUUCGUCUCGAGACAGUCAUGUCUAAUGAGGAAAACCUCAAGGGCGACCACAUGAACUACGAACGUGUGGACAAGGAACUCGCCAAAUACACCGCCGGCGAACGCAUCGAGAUCUCCGAAGCAGACGAUAAGCGUCUGAAGAAGUUGAUCGACCGUCGUGUCUUGGUUGUCAUGAUCUUGACCUACUUUCUCCAAGCACUCGACAAAGGAACCAUGAGUUUCACCAGUAUCAUGGGUAUCAGAGAUGAUUUGCAUAUUGGAGGCAAUCAGUUCUCUUGGUUGACGACGUGUAUUUACAUCGCUGUGCUGUUCGUCGAGUAUCCUACCAACUGGAUCAUCCAGCGUGUACCCAUCGCCAAAUAUCUCUCGGUAAACAUCAUGCUUUGGGGUAUGGUUCUCGCCCUCCACGCAACUGCAACGAACUUCAAAACUCUGGUUGUUUGCCGUACCUUCCUGGGUAUCUUCGAGGCGGUCUGCCAACCCUCUUUUUUGAUCAUGUCUUCUCUCUGGUACAAGAGAGAUGAACAAGCACAGACUGUAACGUACUGGUACCUUUGUAACGGCUUGCAGCAGAUCGUCGGUGGUCUGCUAGCUUANCUCUUUUCGUUGCUCGGAAACGACAGAAUGGUCAAAUCCUAUCAGGCCAUCUUCAUCACCUACGGGGCGGCCUCUGUUCUCUGGGGUGCAUUUGUGCUCUUCUGGCUGCCUGAUUCACCUAUGCGUGCCAAAUGCUUCUCUGAAGAAGACAAGACCGGUAUCCAGAACAGGAAGUUCCGUCCUGAGCAAGUCAAGGAAGCACUCACAGACCCUCAGCUCUACUGCUACAUGUUAAUCCAAAUCUGCACCACAUUGCCCACCAGCGGUUUGGGAGCUUUCGCCAACAUCAUUGUCAAGGGCUUCAAGUUCACAACUCUGCAGACCCAGCUUCUGGCGAUGGUUCUCGGCGCCUACAUCGUCAUUGUCCUGCUCUCCUCAACUUGGCUGGUCAAGAAAACAGGCCAAAAUCUUCUCGUCAUGGGCGCCUUCGUCAUUCCUUCUUUCGCCGGCACAAUCGUUCUCAUGACCGUCAGGAAUACGAACACUGCUACCCAAGCAGGACUGCUGUUCUCAUACUAUAUCGUCCUCAGUUUUUGGGCUGCACAAACCUUGGCCAUGUCAAUGCUGUCCCGCAAUGUUGGCGGCCAGACCAAGAAAUCCAUCGUCGUGGCUGCAAACUUUGCCGCUUGGGCUGCUGGAAAUGCUAUCGGUCCUCAGGUGUUUUUGGCGUAUGAUGCGCCGAGAUACUUCAUUGCGUUUGCAACACAUAUGGGUUGUUACAUGUUGCUGGUCAUUGUUAUUGUAUUUUUGAGAUGGUGGUUGAAGAGGUGCAAUGCUAAGAAGGAUGCACUCGCCGCUGCCGGUGUUGGAGAGGCGAGGGAUGAGGCUUAUACCCAUGCCUUUGAUGAUUUGACGGACAGGGAGAACCCCAACUUCAGAUAUGUUUACUAG
Molecule: messenger RNA, 1536 nt
Organism: Aureobasidium vineae
Lineage: Eukaryota; Fungi; Ascomycota; Dothideomycetes; Dothideales; Saccotheciaceae
Source: the annotation of a GenBank genome assembly